Molecule: messenger RNA, 1158 nt
Organism: Suillus plorans
Lineage: Eukaryota; Fungi; Basidiomycota; Agaricomycetes; Boletales; Suillaceae
Product: ATPase V1 complex subunit C
Exons: 9
Coding region: 1-1158 (385 amino acids)
Biological process (GO): proton transmembrane transport
Cellular component (GO): vacuolar proton-transporting V-type ATPase, V1 domain
Molecular function (GO): proton-transporting ATPase activity, rotational mechanism
Source: RefSeq, a predicted model, not a curated record
AUGCCAUCCGACCAAAGCACUUGGUUGAUCGCAGUACCGCAGGACGGCGAUUCCGAGGGUCUCCUACCAGAAAUCACAAACAAGCUCCCUCAGCCUACGAGAGUAGCAGAACUUGGCAUUCCCUCAUUCAAGACAGGGACAUUAGACUCCCUGAUCGCCUUGUCAGAGGAGCUGCCAAAACAAGACGCGUUCUUUACGGCCACAGUCGCAAAGAUUGUGGAUACACUCCGCAACUUGCUGAACAACGACCCGGCCAAGCUUGCCCAACAUGUCCUUGUAAAUGAGCGCACCGUCGACUACUACGUACUUGGGGGUUGGAAAUGGAACGACAGUCGAUACGGGGUACAACGAAGUCUGCGGGAGAUGGUUGAUGUCCUGAACAAGGAAAUGGCGUCCAUAGACAAUGUGAUGAAGGCCAAACUAAACAACUACAAUCUCGUGAAGGGCUCUCUAGUUCAGAUGCAGCGCAAGAAAACCGGGAACCUCUCUAUACGAUCCCUCGUCGGCCUAGUAUCCAAAGAGGACAUCAUCCAGGACUCCGAAUACCUGGAAACAUGCCUAGUUGCCGUACCAAAACUCCUCGUAAAGGAAUGGAACUUGAAGUACGAGCGACUGACUAACAUGGUCGUUCCCCGUUCGUCAUCACUCAUAGAAUCAGACAGCGAAUACACCCUCUUCGGCGUAGUCAUCUUCAAACGCGUACACGACCAGUUCGUCCAGAAAUGUCGUGAAAACAAGUUCAUCGUCCGCGAAUUUAUUUACUCAGAAGAACAAAUAGCCAAAGAAGGAGAAGACCUAGAGGUAGCGGACACAACGGAGAAAGAGCUCUGGACCGAACUUUUAAGAUUAUCUCGGACGUAUUUCUCUGAGUCUUUCCAGAUCUUCUUGCAUCUAAAGAUCCUUCGGUUAUUUGUGGAGAGCGUGCUUCGGUACGGUCUACCCGCGAAUUACGUUGGCUUCGCUAUCAGACCCGAACCAAAGUACACCAAGAAGACCCUUUCAGUACUCACGAACCACCUCAGCUACCUCAGUCCCCGCUCCUCGGGCCGUGCCCAGAAACACGGCACAGCCGACGAGUUCGCAGGAGAGUACCAGUCCUUGAUGGAACAGGAAUUCUUUGAUUUCGUCUUGUACGAGGUACCAUGGAUCGUGCUCUAA